Messenger RNA from Salvia splendens (bonfire salvia), 2948 nucleotides. RefSeq names its product dynamin-related protein 3A. The record is from RefSeq and is a predicted model, not a curated record. The transcript has 21 exons. Gene Ontology annotation, cellular component: cytoplasm; membrane; microtubule. Gene Ontology annotation, molecular function: GTPase activity; GTP binding; microtubule binding. Lineage: Eukaryota; Viridiplantae; Streptophyta; Magnoliopsida; Lamiales; Lamiaceae. Bases 180 to 2708 code for a protein of 842 amino acids.
CACGUGCCUGGAGCAGUCGGAAUUCCUCCAUUGCUUUGCGGCAAGUUAGUGUUGCUUGUGCGCUACGAGAAGAAGACUCUGCUCUCAUCCUCAUCGCCUAUACAAUCUCCUGAUUAGGGUUUUAACUUCCAUACCAAAAUACCAAACACACAAUUCCACACUGCCUCCCGAUCAAUUUAAUGGCGGUGCCGCUGGGGAAUACGGUGAUACCCAUAGUGAACAAACUGCACGAUAUAUUCGCGCAGUUAGGAAGCCAGUAUAGUAUCGACUUGCCGCAGGUGGCGGUUGUCGGCAGCCAGAGCAGCGGCAAAUCGAGUGUGUUGGAGGCUCUCGUAGGCCGUGAUUUUCUACCACGUGGAAGUGAUAUCUGCACCCGCUGCCCGCUCUUGCUGCAGCUCAUCCGGAGAUCCAGCAAGGCCGAUGAACCGGAGGCAGAAUGGGGGGAGUUCUUGCAUUUGAAGGACAAGAAGUUCUUUAAUUUUAGUGGAAUUCGGAGGGAGAUUCAGGCUGAAACAGAGAGAGAAGCAGGAGGAAACAAAGGUGUCUCAGAUAAACCAAUAAGUUUAAAGAUUUAUUCUCCAAAUGUUCUUGACAUUACUCUUGUGGAUCUACCUGGUCUCACCAAAGUUCCUGUUGGCGAUCAGCCAUCCGACAUUGAAACACGCAUUAGAAAUAUGAUAACGGCAUUCAUUAAACGGGAAAGUUGCUUGAUCCUGGCUGUUACGCCAGCAAAUGCCGAUCUAGCUAACUCAGAUGCUCUUCAGAUGGCACAAUGUGUUGAUCCUGAUGGUCACAGGACAAUUGGUGUUAUUACAAAGUUGGAUAUCAUGGAUAGAGGUACUGAUGCAUGCAACUUUUUGCUUGGGAAAGUGGUUCCUCUUCAGCUUGGUUAUGUAGGUGUUGUAAAUCGCAGUCAAGAGGAUAUUCAACUUAACCUAAGCAUCAAAGACGCACUUGUUGCAGAAGAGAAGUUCUUUUGCACUCACACAGAGUAUAGUGAUAUUACAGACCAUUGUGGAGUUCCACAGUUGGCCAAGAAGUUGAAUCAGAUUUUGGUACAACAUAUUAAAACUGUUCUUCCGGGUUUGAAGUCACGGAUUAGUGCUGCUCUGGUCUCUGUGGCCAAGGAGUUUGCUAGCUAUGGAGAAGUUUCUGAGUCAAAGGCUGGCAAAGGUGCACUAAUACUUAACGUUCUUUCCAAAUAUUCGGAAGCAUUCUCUUCAAUGAUUGAAGGAAGGAAUGAAGAAAUAUCAACAUCUGAGCUUUCUGGAGGAGCAAGAAUACAAUACAUAUUCCAAAAUAUUUUUGUGAAGUGCUUGGAGGAUAUAGAUCCUUGUGAGGAUUUAACUAAUGACGACGUACGCACGGCCAUUCAAAAUGCAACUGGUACCAGAUCUGCACUCUUUGUGCCAGAAGUUCCUUUUGAAGUUCUUGUUAGGAGGCAAAUUGCACGGUUGUUGGAUCCAAGUCUCCAGUGCACCAGAUUUGUCUAUGAUGAGCUAAUCAAGAUGAGCUAUCGUUGUAUGGUAAAUGAGCUCCAAAAGUUUCCGGUUCUGCGAAAAUGCAUUGAUGAUGUCACUAGAGAUUUUCUGCAAGAAAGUCGUCGGCCUACCGAGGCAAUGGUAGAAAGUCAUAUUGAAACACAGAUGGAUUUCAUAAACACUUCGAACUCAGAUUUUAUUGGUGGAAGAAAAGCUAUAGAGGUUGCAUCAGAGCAAGUCAAGUCCCGUAUUGUAUGGCCCAUUGCAAAGCACAAGGAUACAGGAGACUCAGAAAAAUUAUCUUUCCGGGAAAGAAAUUUCACAUCUCGGGCCAUACUUGCUAAAGCGAAUGGAACUGUUCCUGAUCAAGGUGUUCGACCUGCCGCUGAUGUCGAGAAAACUGCUGAGUCUGCGAAUUUUGUCCAUGAAUCUAUGCAUAUGUCACCAUUGAAAUGGGAUCGUUUCAAUGCUCGGAGAAUUGGGGAUAUCGCUAUUGCUACCAAGUACAAAUCAAAGGUGGAGUCAUUAACAAAACAUUUAAAAAGAGUAAGCAAUGCUGGUUCGGGUUGGGGAAUACCUUCGAUAUUUGGAGGACGUGACAAUCAUACAUCACCUAAAGAGAGCUCAACCAGCAAACCAAUUAAUGAACCUGUUCAUAGCAUGGAACAGAGAGUAUCAAUGAUCCAUUUGAGAGAGCCCCCUAGUGUGUUGAGGUCGUCAGAAUUUGACUCAGACGAAAAGGCCGUUGAGAUUACUGCUAUGAAGUUGUUACUGAGGUCUUAUUAUGAUAUUGUGCGGAAGAGCAUUCAGGAUUACGUACCAAAAGCCAUUAUGCAUUUUCUGGUCAACCACACAAAGCGAGAGCUUCAUAAUGAACUCAUAAAAAGAUUGUACAGAGACAACUUGCUUGAAGAAUUGUUGCGCGAGCCAAAUGAGGUUGCCAUGAAGAGGAAGCGCACCCAUGAUACACUGAAGGUCCUUGAGCAAGCUUUCCGGACAAUUGAUGAGCUGCCGCUUGAAGUUGAGGCUGCUGAGAGAGGCUACUCCUCGACCUCGGGUAGUGAUUGUGAUCCAACUGGCCUGCCAAGAAUCAACGGUCUCUUAAGAUCAUCAUUGUUCAGCAACAGUUCAACGGAAUCAUAUAGCCCUUCUUCCAAAACCUCAAGAUCACGCAAGUCUGGCGAGUCUCACUCACCAUUAUACUCUGAUACUCAUUAUGGUGGUUGACAUGGUUCUGGCGCCGGCCUAUAUCCAGCCAUUGAUAUAUAAUUUUUUCAGUAAUGCUUUAGGACAUAUUCUAUCAUGAGGCGCAUGGGAAUCCAUAUUUUUGCAGAUCAAGUCGUGUAGGAUAGGAUAUAGUUUGAUUCCCUUGGUAUAGAGAUGGGUUUCUUAUAAGAGAGGCAGACAAAUAGUGAAAGCUGAAGUUUUAUUUGAUAUAGUAGAAGAUAUUGUUUGCAGAUUUUUCUA